Molecule: messenger RNA, 643 nt
Organism: Sesamum indicum (sesame)
Lineage: Eukaryota; Viridiplantae; Streptophyta; Magnoliopsida; Lamiales; Pedaliaceae
Source: RefSeq, a predicted model, not a curated record
AUGUUAUUAAAUGUGCAGCCCGAAAAGAGAUGGGAUUUCUCAAUCAUUGAAAACCCGUAUUAUAACUAACUCCGAUCAAUGCUCAUCACAUACGUCAAGAUGAAACUAAGUUCACACACACCACACACACUAGUUUAUUGCCUCUCUCUCUCUCUCUCUCAUCUUUGCUUCAAGAUUUGUUUCUCGUAAAUAAUCAUGGCCUUGGUUUCCUGGCAAAGAAAGAGCUGGAAAGACUUAAAAUGCACAGUCGCUAAGAGGCUGUUGCCACCUCGAACCACCUUAAAAACUUCACCCAAAUGCAUCCUGCCGUCUCAGGCUCAAACCACCUUCAAAACUUCACCCAAAUGCAUCCUGCCGUCUCAGGUAGUAUUGUCUGCUGAUUUAAGAUGCAUCAAGUGCCAAGAGAGAGUAGCAGCCGUAGCUUCAGCCAUAAAUUUGGAGUCGAUUGUGGUGCAUGUGAGGGAAAAGAAGGUGGAGCUCACACGCAAGACCAUAAAUCAUUGAUGGAGAAGCUAAAAGUGAAAACCAAAUGACCAAGUUUUGCUAGACUGAAUGUAUUAAUAGAUGUGUGAAAUUGUGAAUUCUCCGCAAAUAAAAAGAUAGUAAUGCAGUUUCUUAAAAUUUGUGAAAAGAAGUUUAUUGA